Molecule: messenger RNA, 1476 nt
Organism: Setaria italica (foxtail millet)
Lineage: Eukaryota; Viridiplantae; Streptophyta; Magnoliopsida; Poales; Poaceae
Exons: 5
Coding region: 25-849 (274 amino acids)
Source: RefSeq, a predicted model, not a curated record
UCCUGCAACGUUGCUUUUCUGGUUAUGACCCAAAUUUUUCCUUGUUCAAUUCUGCAUCAUAUCAGUUCUGGAAAGAUGCUGCCAAGCAAGAGGGGUGCUGAUGAUCUCACAAGAUUCUCAACCGACUCAUCGAUUCCAGGUUUCUGGAAUGAGUUGAGUGAUGAAGUUGCAUCAAAGUUGUCUAGAAGUGUCGUCUCAAUUGCUUUGUCCCAUGGAGAAUAUGUGCUAUUUGCAUCCUCUGGCAUAGCUAUAGAAUGCCAGUCUAACUUCACAAAGUUUGUGACAUCAGCAGCUUUGGUUAGAGCUUUAGAUGAUGAAAGAGAUGUCCAUGACAUUGAGAUUAAAGUACGCCAUGAAGGACAUGUUGCCAUAGGGACUGUGGAAGAAUAUGACCUGGAUCAUGUAAUUGCUGUUGUCAAAGUCACACCCGUCCUUGAUGUUUAUUGCGUACCUCUCAGUUAUGCAAAGGAAUUGAUGCCUGGUAGCAAGGUUGUAGCAGUAGGGCGUGACAUCUCUGGCAAAUUAAUGGCCAGAAGUGGGACACUUACUGCUUCAGACCGAUCUGAAGAUUCUGGACAUCUUAUGUUCUCUACAUGUAAAUUAUCUGAGGUUAUGCAGGGGGGCGCGCUUUUUGAAUUUGAUGGGAACUUUGUUGGCAUGAACAUUUUCUGGAAUAUGAAAAGACCCAUAUUCAUGCCAAGGGAUAUAAUUUUUGAUCGUUUGAAUGAUUUAUGGACAUCCAUGGAAAAGAUAUUAUUUCCUGAGAUGGUGAAGUUAGCCAGGUGUGCCAAUAUAUUUCCAGUUUUCUUAUCUAUGUUUGCAGUUGCAGCUUUUAGUGUUUACUCUUAAUAAUAACUUGAUGCUUUGGUACCUCUAGCGUAAGAUAUUAUCAAAUAGGUGAGCUGUACUUGGCAUGUGUCAAAGUUGCUCUGUAUUGUAAAGUAGCCAUAUUCCUGUGUAUCAAAUAUUAAAGCCAACAUAUUUGUUACCCUUAAUAAAAACUUGAUGCUUUGUUACCUCUAGCGUAAGAUAAUAUCAAACAGAUGAGCUGUACUAGGCACGUCACAGUUGCUCUGUAUUGUAGAGUAGAGUAGCCAUAUUCCUGUGUAUCAAAUAUUGAAGCCAACAUAUUUGUCUAAUUCAAAAUGUUAGAAUAUUUUGUUGAGAUUAAAAUAUGAACAUUACAAGGGAGUAUGGUCUCAAGAUUUUGUUUAACUGGAUACCACCCGUUUCUCUAACUGGUGGUCUAGGGCUGUCAAAAGAGUGCCCCAGGAGCAGAAGAGUGGUCUCAAUUCUCUGAUUAUCCUAGUUGCAUGGGAAUUAUGGAAACAUAGAAAUGAUUGUGCAUUUGAGGGAGAGAGGCCAGUAGUGGAGGUAGUCUUGCAAAAGAUUGCCAGCCUUUGGUGUAUGGCUGGAGCUUCUGCUCUCCGGGAGCUCCUUUGCAGGUUGCUUGGUCUUGGUCCUUAAUUUGGGGCA